This is a messenger RNA of Nicotiana tabacum (common tobacco), 438 nucleotides long. RefSeq names its product methyl jasmonate esterase 1-like. The record is from RefSeq and is a predicted model, not a curated record. Gene Ontology annotation, biological process: salicylic acid metabolic process; jasmonic acid metabolic process. NCBI's taxonomy places the organism in Eukaryota, Viridiplantae, Streptophyta, Magnoliopsida, Solanales, Solanaceae. Gene Ontology annotation, molecular function: methyl salicylate esterase activity; methyl indole-3-acetate esterase activity; methyl jasmonate esterase activity.
AUGGGUGGACGACUUGCCAUGGAAAUGUUCCCAAAGAAAAUUGCUGCUGCUGUUUUUGUUGCUGCUUAUAUGCCUGGCCCUGAUUUCCCUUUCUCACAUAUCACUCAACAAUCAAAUCAAGGGUCAGAUUUUCUCAAGGACAACAAAUACAAAUAUGAUAAUGGUACUGAUAAGCCCCCAACCGCUGUAUACUUCGGCUCUAAUUUUCUGUCAUCAAAGAUGUACCAAUACUCGAGAGCUGAGGAUAUGAUCCUUGCUUCGUUGUUGAUGCGACACACUCCAAUGUUCCAUGAUCCUGAAGUGUUAAAAGAAGUAGAACUCACUAAAGAAAAGUAUGGUUCGAUUCCAAGAGUCUACAUUAUGUGCAGUCAAGAUCUGUCAAUGAAGGCAGAUGUUCAACGAUGGAUGAUUGAUAAAAAUCCACCCCAAUAUGUCUAG